AUGGCCGCCGCGGUGGGGGCGGGGCGUAUGAAGUGCGAAGGGAUCCCGUCCACAGGCCCUUGGCAUCUCAUCGCGACGGCAGAUCUGCCGCUGAAAAUCUCCGGCAUUGCGGAUGCGCCGCACCACGCCGUCCUUGCCUUGCCUUGCCUGCUCCAGUUUUUGUGGGGCUCCCGCCUGCAGCCUUGCAGCAGCUCCAAUUCUUCCUGCAUCCCACACGCAGCCUCGUCUCGACAUCCAUCGCCCGCUUCGUUUACAAGCAGUUCCCCGACAUUCUACGCGGUAAUGAAUCUCUUACUCUCCGACGACUAUCUCCUCCAAGAUUACCCCGAGAACAUCACCAACACCAUCCGAUCAGGCCACUCGACAUGUGUGCGCUUCAACCGCAAGGGCGACUUCCUUGCCUCCGGUCGCGUUGAUGGGACCGUCGUAAUAUGGGAUUUGGAGACUAUGGGUGUGGCACGGAAGCUCAGGGGCCAUUCUAAGAAUAUCACCUCACUGAGCUGGUCACGAUGCGGCCGCUAUCUGCUCUCGGCGUGUCAAGGGUGGAAGGCCAUUCUCUGGGAUCUGCAAGACGGAAAACGCCACCGCGAGGUGCGCUUCCGCGCUCCCGUCUAUGGAGCCGAGCUACACCCCUGGAACCACCACCAGUUCGCCGCUGCCCUCUUUGAGGACCAGCCAAUGCUCGUCGACAUCACGGAUCCCGCUGACGUGCGGUACGUCCUGCCCUCCGUCACCAAGCGGCCUAAUACAGAAACCGACGCGGCCGUGAGGGAGAAGCAUGCCAAGGAGGAUGCGAAACACAUGACGACGGCCAUCGUUUACACUGCUGCCGGAGACCACCUAUUGGCUGGCACCACGAAGGGGCGCCUCAACAUCAUCGAUGCGAAGACACGGGAAAUCAUCUACUCAGAAAAGAUAGCGAGCGGCAUUAUCACGACGCUACGGCUUACAGAAUCGGGAAAGGAGCUCCUCGUGAACGCUCAGGACAGGAUAAUACGAACUUUCAUUGUCCCAAACCUCUCUACAGCAGACCUCGAUCUCGACACGAUACAAAUACCACUUGAACACAAGUUUCAAGACGUCGUCAACAGGCUAUCGUGGAAUCAUGUAGCCUUCAGUGCCACGGGCGAGUACGUUGCGGCAUCCACCUACAACAACCAUGAGCUCUACAUCUGGGAACGGGGGCAUGGCAGCUUGGUGCGCAUGCUGGAGGGGCCGAAGGAGGAACAGGGGGUCAUUGAAUGGCACCCGCACCGCGCUUUACUCGCAGCAUGCGGUCUGGAAACGGGGAGGAUCAAUAUAUGGUCCGUCACGAGCCCACAGCGGUGGUCGGCCCUCGCGCCCGACUUUGUCGAGGUCGAAGAGAACGUCGAGUAUGUGGAAAAAGAGGAUGAGUUCGACAUCCACCCGCAAGAGGAGAUUCAGAAGCGCCGGCUUGACCAAGAAGACGAAGAUGUUGAUGUCCUGACUGUGGAGAACAGUGCCGGGCUGGGAGACGAUGUUGACGCGUUUCGAAUGCCAAUUCUUUUCAAUCUGGGGGAAUCAGACAGCGAAGAAGAAUUUGUAAACGUAUCACUUGGGACAUUACGGAGGAAGAGUCCCGGAGACCAGGACGAAGGGGAAAUGACAGGCGAGGAGAAAGGUACAGGGAAGAAAACAAGUGGAGCUGGCCGAGGCCGAGGCAGGCGAAAGUAA
Messenger RNA from Chaetomium globosum CBS 148.51, 1695 nucleotides. RefSeq lists its product as uncharacterized. Lineage: Eukaryota; Fungi; Ascomycota; Sordariomycetes; Sordariales; Chaetomiaceae. Gene Ontology annotation, cellular component: Set1C/COMPASS complex. The record is from RefSeq and is a predicted model, not a curated record. Bases 1 to 1695 code for a protein of 564 amino acids. Gene Ontology annotation, molecular function: protein binding. The transcript is spliced from 2 exons.